AUGAGCCAGGCUCAGGCGAACGAAGCGGAGAAAAACAUCGAAAUAUGGAAGGUCAAGAAGUUGAUUAAGCGCCUUGAGGCUGCUAGAGGAAAUGGAACUUCCAUGAUUUCGCUCAUCAUUCCCCCCAAGGACCAGAUAUCCAGAGCGGCGAGGAUGUUAGCUGAAGAGUUUGGUACUGCUUCCAACAUCAAGUCUCGCGUGAAUCGACUCUCCGUUCUUUCUGCCAUCACCUCCACGCAGCAGCGUCUCAAGCUUUACAACAAGGUUCCUCCAAAUGGCUUGGUCGUCUACUGUGGUGAAAUCAUAACGUCGGAAGGAAAAGAGCGUAAGAUUAACAUCGACUUCGAACCGUUUAAGCCAAUCAAUACGUCGCUCUACCUCUGUGACAACAAAUUCCAUACUGAAGCACUGAGCGAGCUUCUUGAAUCGGAUCAAAAAUUCGGUUUCAUCAUCAUGGAUGGUAACGGUGCGCUUUUCGGUACAUUGAGUGGCAAUACUCGAGAGGUUCUCCAGAAGUUGAGUGUCGACCUUCCCAAGAAGCACGGCCGUGGUGGUCAGUCAGCGCUGCGUUUCGCCCGUCUUCGUGAAGAAAAACGGCACAACUACGUCCGCAAAAUUGCCGAAUUGGCUGUUCAGAAUUACAUUACCAACGAUAAGAUCAAUGUUGCGGGGUUGAUCUUGGCUGGUUCUGCCGAUUUCAAAAAUGACCUUAACCAAUCUGAUAUGUUCGAUGGACGUUUGCAGUCCAAGGUUAUUAAGGUCGUUGAUGUUUCUUAUGGUGGUGAGAAUGGUUUCAACCAGGCUAUCGAACUGGCUGGCGAGACUUUGAGCAAUGUCAAGUUCGUUCAGGAGAAGAAGCUCAUUGGAACAUACUUUCAGGAAAUUAGUCAAGACACUGGAAAGAUUUGCUAUGGUAUUGACGAUACACUCAAAGCCCUGGAACUUGGUGCGGCCGAGACUCUUAUUGUAUAUGAGAAUCUCGACAUCACUCGGUGGGUUAUGAAGAACGCUAGCGGUUCCGAGGUCAUUGUCCAUACCUCGAAAGCUCAAGAGGAAAACCGAGAAAUGUUUAUCGACAAGGAGACUGGGUUGGAGAUGGAAGUCGCUGAUCAAGGUCCAUUCCUUGAGUGGCUUGCUGAGAGCUACAAAGACUUCGGUGCAGCUCUAGAGUUCGUUUCCGACAGAUCUAGCGAAGGAAACCAAUUCGUCAAGGGAUUUGGUGGAAUUGGAGCAAUUCUUCGAUACAAGGUCAACUUCGAGCAACUUGCCGACUAUGAUGACGAGGAUGAAUUCUACGACGAUUGA
Messenger RNA from Aspergillus wentii DTO 134E9, 1305 nucleotides. RefSeq names its product translation termination factor eRF1. Bases 1 to 1305 code for a protein of 434 amino acids. Lineage: Eukaryota; Fungi; Ascomycota; Eurotiomycetes; Eurotiales; Aspergillaceae. The record is from RefSeq and is a predicted model, not a curated record. Gene Ontology annotation, molecular function: translation release factor activity, codon specific; sequence-specific mRNA binding. Gene Ontology annotation, biological process: cytoplasmic translational termination. Gene Ontology annotation, cellular component: cytosol; translation release factor complex. The transcript has 4 exons.